GAUGGACUCACCGGAAACCGUCAAUUUCGAGCACAACGAAUGAUCUUGAGUACAACUUUACGCCUGCUGUUUUAUCUUACAUGAAACCAGUGGGAAGUUUUUAAGUUUUGUUUAGCAAGCUCUUCAAGUUCAACCUUCCACGAUGACUGAGUUUGUCGUCAAAGACACUAUUGUGAUCAACACGCAAUCUUGUGGUGAAUGCUACAUUGAUCUGUGCCUUGGUGACAUCACCCGAUUGGACAAAAAAGACAAAGUUGACGUCAUCUGUGUUUCAGUCUUUGGAAGUAGCUAUCAACCGACUCCCCACACAUUGAUUGGUUCACUUCAUACCAAUCUAGGCUUGAGUAUCAAACAGCUCUCUGAGAACAAGGUCGAGGAUCUCCGCCAUGCUUACAUGUGUUGGAUAUCGCAGCCCCUCCCUGAUCAUCUGCCGUACAGGAAGCUUUUGUGUUUUGAGAACAGUGGCAGACGAGUACGUCCCCAUGAAAUGGUGGGAAAUGUAUUCCGAUGUCUGGUACCUGUACUCAAAAAUGAGCCAGGGACAGUCAUUUCUCCAUUACUCAAUACAGGAGCACAGGGCAUGGAUGAGGCCAGAAUGCUUGGCGGUAUAGUGGAUGCUGCUGUGAAGUGGAUGAAGGCUGGACUGCCACUCAAACGGCUGAAGAUUGUGCUUUAUGCCUCCGUCGUCAAAGGCAAAGUGAUUUCCAUUAAGAUGAGGGACCCUGAUGGGAUUCUGAAGACCUUUGAAAACCUAAAGAAGAGAUACAACAAGUUGGAGCUGAUUCCAAUGGUGGUUCCUCUUGAGUAUGACAUCUACUUAUCUCACAGCCCUGAGGAUGCUGAGACGGCGUCUCUAGUCGAGGCCAAGUUUAGAAGCUUCAAGCCGAACAUCAGGAUCUACAAAUGCACCAAAGUCCUGGAUGAGUCAUCUUGGCAGGAGGAUAUGUUUAAAAUCAUGUCACGAUGCGCCAGGGUUGUCCCAAUCCUGAGCCCCGCAUUUCUAGGGAACAGCGACUGUAUAGAUUUGUUCAACUUGGCGCUGUGUGUCAACAGACGAGCCCAGCGUGAUCUCUUAGCACCCAUCUACGUAGAGGAAGUCAAGGACAUGCCUACCUACAUGGGACUAGUGCAGUAUAUUGACUGUAGCCCAAAAGAGGAAAAAAAGAUCAGCGACGGCUGCCAGCACCUAGUGCAAUCUCUGGAGCAUGCUAGCAUGAAAGUCCAUACGGAGAUGGUGAUGGCCGAUGCCUCUCCUAUUCACUAUGAUGUCUUUGUAUCGUACUCUCAUCGGGAUUCCAGGCUAGCAAACCCCAUUGUGGAGAAGCUUCAGAAGCUGAACCCAAAACUCAGGAUAUUUUUCGAUGUGCAAGAACUCAAGGCUGGCACUGCUUGGCAGCGGAUGUUAUACCAUGCUAUAGAUGGCUGCCGUUCCUUUGUGGCCCUAGUGUCAAACAGCUACAUGAAGUCAGCUAUGUGUAUCGAGGAAUUCAACUUGGCACAGGCAAAGCACUGCUCAACUGUUUGCAAUCUCCGCCACAUCCCUGUGUGUAUUGAGCCACUUGUGGAUCCACUGCCAGAGUUUACACAGAUCAAGAUGAUCAACGCCACUCCAGGGGUGUACGACCGGGCUGUGGAGAUCUUCUGCUCCUCCUUGGUGAGCUGGAUCGGCGGCGGAACUAUCAAUCCUCAAAUGGAGACAAUCUUAAGUAAGAAGAAAAGUGUUGUCGUCGAUGCUUCAGAUUAUGCAGUCGAGUGCCGACGACUGAAGUUCAUCCAAAAAUGUGGUGACCCGGAAGACAUCCUCAGAAAAGACGACAGCAAAAUUGUAGUACCUCCAUCCAUCAAGGGUUUGUUCCGUUCCGAGGCUGUCACAAAGCCACCUUCAGCUGAUGCGCCGUGUGACAUUGCUUUCAGCUACGCACCGGAGGACAAGAAGUAUGUUAUGUUCAUGUCCAGGGUGCUUCAACUCGCCAGCCCGGGGCUCGUGAUCAAAGCCAGUGCAGACACAGAAACUGAACGUCUUGCCUUGAUGGAGUCAGCACGGAAGGUGGUCGUCUUCCUCUCCGUGUACUAUAUGGAGUCGGUAGAGCAGAUCGAGGAGCUCCACACCGUUCUACUCCGCCAGAGGUACCAGAGUCACACCCCUGUCCUCUUCCCGAUCAUCAUCCAUAAUCUGCCGCAGCUCCCGACCUACUUCCAUCUGAUUCCUUGUGACUUCAAUCUGUGCGACCCGAUGUGGAUCUACCUUUAUGCCAAGUAUCGGGUGGCCAUUCCUUGGGAGUUUGAAGAUGUUCUUCGCAAGAUGUCCAAAUCUUCCAAGGAGAGAUGCAUAGAUACGUCAUCCUCGAUCGGUAUCAUUACAGCAAUACACAGUCUGCUGGAACAACUCAAAUAUGAAAGUGAGACUCCUAAACCUCCAAGGCUACGGGAUCAACCGAUGCUCUUGAACGUGAUGCUGCUUCGUUCAGAGCUGACCAGACUCAAUAAGGAAGUCAAUUUACCUGAGAUUGAGGUUGACACCAAGGAGGGACAACAAGACAGCAUUCACUGUUCAGAUGAGAAUUACUUACUAAACAUCGUCAAGGAAUCAUCAACGGGAAGUGUCAACACAAAAGCCCCGAUUGCAAAUGCUGCUGAUUUAUAGGGCCACACUCUGGAUGUUCAUAGCUACAGUGAGAACUCUAUCCUGACCAUGUAGACAUCCAAUGCCACACUCCGAGGCUUGUGAAUUAUGCCAGAUACCAGCCUGACCUGGGCCCAAUUUCAUAGAGCUGCUAAGCACAAAAAUU
Asterias rubens (European starfish) is the source of this 2789-nucleotide messenger RNA. RefSeq lists its product as uncharacterized. The transcript is spliced from 13 exons. NCBI's taxonomy places the organism in Eukaryota, Metazoa, Echinodermata, Asteroidea, Forcipulatida, Asteriidae. Gene Ontology annotation, biological process: signal transduction. The record is from RefSeq and is a predicted model, not a curated record. The coding region runs from base 143 to 2644 and encodes 833 amino acids.